AAAGAAAGACAGAAAAAUUAGUAAAGAAUCAAAGAGCAAAAACACCAAAAGAAUAAUUGUAGUAGUAAAGUUAUUUGACUUAUUUACAUAACUGCUAUUGUUAAUAAUUAUAAAAAAUUGUUUAUUUUCACUAUAACAACAAAUACGACAACAUAUUUUUGUAAAACAUUUAACGAAAAUCAUUCUUGAAAAGAAGUGCAUCUGAAAAGAAAAUAUUUGUAACAAAUCUAAUCUGCAAAAUCACAAACGUUGAAAAAAAAGAAAGUUGAUUAACAAAAAAGGCUGUCACAAUUUAAGAGCAAAAACAACAAGAAAAACGUAAAAGAGAGACAAUCCACAUACUAAAAAGAGAGCGAACAGACAGUAAAAAACAAAUUGAAAACAAAGCAAGUGGAAGAAAUUAAUGAAAUAGAAAAAGAAGUGGUAAAACAAGAUCUGUCUUUCGACACAGAUUAGAAAUAAAAAAGAAUUCCAAAUUUGAUUCUAAUUUAUAUGCAAAGAGCAUACAAAAAACGAACAGUUAAAUAAUUUAAUAAAAAUUGAUCCAAGUGUAGAAAUGAUUUGUUAAUUUGUCUCCAAGACAAGUAGUACGAACAAUUGAAAAGGGAAAAACCUAAAUUAAGGGCCACAGCAGACAAAAGAUUGGGCUGGCUGGCUGACUGACUGAUUGGCUGGCAACGAAUUGUAAACGUAGCGUAAAGAAAUCGUAUUGAGAAAACAAAAAAAAGCAAAAAUAUAUAUAAAAUAAUACAAAUUUUUUCAAUGUGUGUAUGUAUGUUGUGGCUGGUGUGAAUGCAGCAAGUUGCGAAACAACAGCUAACACGAAGAAGAAGUGGCACAAGAAACAAUACUAUAGAUAGAUAGAGAGUCAAACUGUUCCCGUUCAAGACCCAAUUGUUGAAUAGUUGGCUGCCUGGCUGGCUGACAAUAAAUAUCAGUUGUGAUUGUUGUGAGUGACUGUCUGACUAACUGACUAGGUGUAACUGAAAAAGAGGUCCCACGAUCAUUUUACACACACACAAACACACACCUAGCUGACUAGCCUAAUAUAACUCUAGCACUUCUUUCUUCUCUUCACUAACAACUCGAACAAGAUACCGCCGUUCCAACGAGUGUGGUAUUUGUGUAUGCCUAGAGUUAAAGCUACUACUGCUGCUGCUGCCGCUACAGUUGUUGCUGCUGCUGAUGUUUACGGAAGUAGACGUUGUGCUGGAUCAUUGUUGUCGUUUCAAUUAAGGGAGAAGUGUCUUGUUGUUUUGUUUUUUGUAUUUGCAAAACUCGCAAAAGGCGGAAGAGGAAGCCAUAGCUUAGUAUCCCAAACAACGGCAGUAGUUGCAACGACUGCAAGGGCAGUUUGACACAGUGCCACCGCUUUCAUCAGCUGCCCGACGUCACCAGCACCACCACCACUAUGUCGUGGACAGAGCAAAAGGUCGACCCGGAGCUAAUCUUCACAAAGCAGGAACGUAUUGGCAAGGGAUCAUUUGGUGAAGUAUUCAAAGGCAUUGAUAAUCGUACACAACAGGUGGUAGCCAUAAAGAUAAUUGAUUUAGAAGAGGCCGAAGAUGAAAUCGAAGACAUUCAACAGGAGAUUAUGGUGUUAUCGCAGUGCGAUUCUCCUUUCGUCACCAAAUACUAUGGCUCCUUUCUUAAGGGUACAAAACUCUGGAUUAUUAUGGAGUAUUUGGGUGGUGGCUCAGCUCUGGAUCUAAUGAAAGCUGGUUCUUUCGAAGAAAUGCAUAUAGCAAUAAUACUGCGUGAAGUACUCAAGGGUCUGGACUAUUUGCAUUCGGAAAGAAAGUUACAUCGUGAUAUUAAGGCGGCCAAUGUUUUGCUUAGCGAAAUGGGUGAUGUCAAAUUGGCUGACUUUGGUGUGGCCGGACAAUUGACAAACACCACCUCGAAACGCAAUACAUUUGUGGGUACACCCUUCUGGAUGGCACCCGAGGUUAUAAAACAGUCCAUGUAUGACUCCAAGGCCGAUAUAUGGUCGCUGGGUAUAACGGCCAUAGAAUUGGCCAAAGGUGAGCCGCCAAAUUCAGAGCUGCAUCCCAUGCGUGUCUUAUUUCUCAUACCCAAAAACAAUCCGCCACAAUUGACGGGAAACUAUACGAAAUCCUUUAAAGAUUUUGUUGAAGCGUGCCUUAACAAGGAUCCCGAGAAUCGCCCCACAGCGAAAGAAUUACUCAAGUAUCCUUUUAUAAAAAAAGCUAAGAAAAAUUCGUACCUUAUUGAUUUGAUUGAUCGCUAUAAAAAAUGGAAACUACAAAAAGGCGAUGAAAGCGAAACAGAAUCUGAAAAUUCCGAUUCUGAUGAUUCCAAGCCGGGCUGCAAUACCGAUGAACCCUGGAUAAUGACCGUUAAAGGUUUACAUGUAAAUAGUGAUGCCCAUAAAAUGAGUUCCAAUCACUUCAAUAGGCUCGAAGAGCAAGAACUUAAAAUGGAUAAAUUAGCCCAGGGUGUAGCUGACACCUUAACGCCGUCUAGCCUACUAAGCAGCAGCAGCAAUGUUAACAGCAAACAUCAACAAAGCAGCAGUGCUUCAAAUAUUAGCAGCUCUUUGUUAAAUUCACAAAAACGUGACAACAGCCUUACGCCCAAUAAUGCAACCACACCCACAUCAUCGUCCUCGUCGUCGUUAGCUUCAUUAUCUGCUUCAAACUCUUCCUCUAAUACACCAUCGAUGGUGCCAUCUUCCGUCACAACUGUAACGUCCUCAAAUGCGGCUAAUGCCUCAGCUAACACUCGGGAAUCGAAUCACCAUCUUCAUCAUUCUCAUCAUCAGCAGCAGCAGCAAUCAUUGCAACAACACCAACAGCAACAUUCUUCACACCAAUUAUCCUCCUCCUCAUCCUCGUCGUCAUCGUCCCAACAGCAUCAGCAGCAAAAACAUGCGCAUGCCGCUUCAACUGGUAAUUUAGAGAAUUCAACAAAAUUAAGCGCUAUGGGCGCUAUGCAAUCCAGCUCGUCUAGUUCCAAUUAUAAAGAACAACAGAAGGUUAAUCUUAGACCUACCCGUACCGCAUCUAUGGAUGCCGAAAUCGAGAGACGUUCAUCGUUGCAAUUAUUGGAUCAUAGUAAACGUGACGACGAAGACGAAAGAUCUCUGCGGCGCAGUACUAUGGCAGCUUCACACUCUUCAGUAGCUGUUGCCUCAUCGGGCAGUGGCAGUCAUAUGCUAGCUACUAGCAGCAGUAUGGGCAAUGUUUACAAUGGCAAUACACAUGCCAACAGAGACUUUAUAAAUCAUGAGUCCCUAACAACUGCAGCUCACUCGCCCACUUCGUCCAAUGCGAAUCAUAAAAAUAUGGGUAGUAGUGGGGGCGGCGGCAGUAGCAGUGGUGUAAUGGGCAAUCGUAUUAUAACCAACACCAAUAGUCCCUGUCUAAAUAAUUUCCUCUUUCCCAUACUCUCUGAUAUACAACGUAAAUAUAGCAGUAAUUCCAGUAAAAAUAUGAAUGUUUUGGACAUAGCCGAUUUAAAAUCGGUAUUUGAAUUGGCCGAACGCAGUCGUCCUGGCGUAAGUGAUCUGUUUCUCAAAGAAAUUAUACACAAACUAGUACCAGGUUAUUCGGAAACACGUAUUAAUAAUAUUAUGGAUAGAGCAAUUAGAAACAAAAAGUAAUUUCAAAGCCUCAACGUCUACUGUCUCUAGGGCUUGUUGUGGAUUUUAUGUUAUUCCUUCUUUACGUUUUUUUUUUUAUAAAUAUAUAUAUAAAUAAUAUUUUUUCCUGUUAGUUUUUCACCCCUGUUAUGUUAAAUUAUAUUAAAAAAAAAGAACCCAAAA
Messenger RNA from Lucilia sericata (common green bottle fly), 3787 nucleotides. Its product is annotated as serine/threonine-protein kinase 25-like. The record is from RefSeq and is a predicted model, not a curated record. Gene Ontology annotation, molecular function: protein kinase activity; ATP binding. Gene Ontology annotation, biological process: protein phosphorylation. NCBI's taxonomy places the organism in Eukaryota, Metazoa, Arthropoda, Insecta, Diptera, Calliphoridae.